AUGAAUUCAGGCUCUAGCGAUACCUCGUACCUCUGGCAAAGGUCCCGCAGUGGCGUAUGGGAGAGACAAAUCGACGAAUGUGAAAGCUUUUACUGGCUUUACACUAAAGAAGGUCACGGCUGUUAUCCCAUCACUGCUUGCGCAUCCUUCAAACUCAAGCUCUCUCCCCACGGUACCCAUCACCACGAUAUCGAGGCUCUCAAGAAUGCUUGGCUGUUUCUCCGACACAAGCACCCGACAUUGGGGUCCCGUAUCGAACGAGAUGACAAAACUGGCACGUCAAAAAGGAUUCACAAGCCCUUUGAAAAUGACGAGGACGUCAAUACUUGGUUGAGCUCGACUUUCAACAUCAUAAGCACCGAUAAAAGCGCGCUUGAGUGGUUCAACAAUGAUGCUCCCAUCUUUACUACUCCAACCGUCUACAUCGUCCAUUCCAAAGAGGAUACCAGCCACCAGACCUUGUUUUUGCGAUGCCCUCACGAUAUCACCGAUGGUGUUGGAAUUCUACAGCUUCUCAACCAGCUGUUUACUCAUGCUAGUCAGUUUUAUAAACGACCAACAAAGUUUCACUACCCGUUGCCCGACAAUGACCUCGAUGCAAGACUUUCGCCGUGUCUUCGUGUCGCGGCCUCUAUUCCUGACCCCUUGUCAGACACGCAAGUUCAGCGUUUCAAUGAAAUCUCUACCAAUAAUGGGGAGAUGUACAAUCGUCCUGGUCUGAUGGGCUUGCCUCCAACCUCCUCUCCAGGGAUCAAAGCCGAAUUCAGGGCUAAGCGCAUCGCGGUCUCGGUCCCCCAAGGCAUAUCGGUACAGAUACUGGCUUAUUGUAAGAUGCUUGGCUCCGGAGUCAGUUUGACUCAUGUCUUCAUCUCGGCUCUGGCAAUGGCCCUUGCUGAGUUCCAGCCUCGGAAGCAGGAAGCCUAUCCUGUUCGAUAUGUCGAUCGGCCAAUGCUCAACAUUCGCCCAUUCUGCAAAGAACCAUACAGCAGCCCUGAUCAUGCGGGCGCAGCGUAUCAUGCCGUGUGCGCACAUGCUUUAGGUAUUGAGUUGGAAGUUCCUGGGCAGGCAGUUGACAAAGAUGUUGCGACAAAAACCUUGCCUCAAAUAGCUACAGAAGUUCGAGACUUUUACAACAAGCACAAACCCACCUUAUCGGAGGAUAUCCACGAACAGGUCCUCUUCGCACCUCUGACGUUCAGAUCCCAGUUUCCCCCACCCGGGGCAGAUCUUUGGUCUGCCUCAGAUCCACCAUUCUGUCCUGUUUCUCUCUCCUCAAUCGGCAACCUAAGCUCUGUUGUGGCUACAUCUAAUGAAGUCGUCGAGCUCACAAAUGUCUGGGUCGCCAGUCAAUCAAUCAUUACUGGUGUUGCAAUCUUUCUUGGCAGCUGGGAUGGUGAGAUUGAACUCUCUAGUGUUUUCAAUUCUCAAUUCCAUAGUGAGGAGUAUAUGAAAAGGUUCUUGGAGUGUAUUUUGAACCGUGUAUAUGAGUUCUGCACGUAA
This is a messenger RNA of Fusarium musae, 1500 nucleotides long. RefSeq lists its product as uncharacterized. The transcript has a single exon. Bases 1 to 1500 code for a protein of 499 amino acids. Lineage: Eukaryota; Fungi; Ascomycota; Sordariomycetes; Hypocreales; Nectriaceae. The record is from RefSeq and is a predicted model, not a curated record.